GCCCUAGUUUCUUUCCCAGACUCGCAGUUCGAGGCGCCGAUUAAAGAUUUCUCCAUGGCUUUUCUCACCGGUGAGGCUCCUUCGGCGGCAGCGUUCCACUAGAUUGGCGAUCUCUGCUGUCUUCUGGUUUUGUUCCGGCUCUCUUCCGAUAAAGUUUCGGGUUCGUUUUCUGGCGUAUUUUCGUUUUCUUACCGGCAUGGUCCGGCGUUUUCCGAUACUCUUCCGGUCUUGUAUGUGUCUUCCUUCUGUUUCCGGGGAGAUGGCUGGUUCCUCUUGGGUGGUAUCCCAAAAGCCUUCACAUCUUCUUCCGUCGACCCUCCUCACCUCACCGAACCCUCCAAAACCCCCAGAUCCACCGGAUCCGCCGCCAAGACGUAGAUGCUUAGAGGCUCUCGUCACCACUUCGUCGUCUCACUCGCCUCACCCCAUUCUCGAAGCAGCUCUCGCCAAAUUCUCCUUGGAUAAGGGCCAUAUAUGUACUCUUUUCAGCGAGCAUCCUCGGCGUCCAAUGUCUCCCCUCCCUUUCAACUUGAUGUCAGAAGGUUAUCUCUCGGAUCACUUCUAUGGUGACUUCGAUUUUCCUUGUUUUAAGGACGGUGUUAGGCUUGUUUUAACUUUCUUUGUGGCUAAGGAUAGUGGUAAAUUUGAGGUCCUUUGUGAUAAAAUCUCCCAACCAUUCCAAAUGGGGUUGUUCAUGGAGGACCUACUUAAGGCAUCGAUCCAACUUGGAUCAUCUUUUCGACCCGUUGUCUCUUUUGCUCUAGUAGCGAAGGAACUUGCUUUGAAAGCGGCGAUCAACGCGGCCUUAGCGGUGGGUGUCUCAGGGAUGGCUUGUUAUUCGGAUUGGCAAGAACUCCCCCUUCUUCUCAAUGUCGGUGGCCAUGCAUUUGCAGUUGACGAUUUCAUUGCUGAUAUCAAACGUAAGCGAAAGCCGGAUGAUGAUUUGGAGACCCAAACGAUUCUGAAGAAACAUAAGGAAACAUCCGAGGAGAAGGAGACAACGAAAGAUGUUGCUGAGCAGAUCGAGUUGUUGGAGACAAAGCCUAAUUUAAUCUCAGUGAAGGUAUAAUUUUUGAUAAAUUUAUAUUGUGUCU
Molecule: messenger RNA, 1094 nt
Organism: Arabidopsis arenosa
Lineage: Eukaryota; Viridiplantae; Streptophyta; Magnoliopsida; Brassicales; Brassicaceae
Source: the annotation of a GenBank genome assembly